CAGGAAUAGUGGAGAACCCGGCAGGAAAAUGUGGAGGACCCGGGCGGAAACCUUGCUUAGUCUAGUGGAAGGUGAGCAGUCGCUGAACAGCAGUUGGAACUUUGGGGCAGGGGAGAGCGACGCACCCCUUGCAGGUGGAAUUGAGCUAUUUGCUGAAGUGUCUUUCUCUGAUAACCUAGGGAGAAAUUUACAUUUUGACUUUUUCUUACCAUGGCUUUGGUUCAUAAAUUCCUGAAUGGCACAUAUAUUCUCAGAAACUACCUGAAGCCGAGUGCUGCCUUGCAUUCAUUUUGGGGUAUUUACUUUGCAAACUAUUGUUCCAAUAGUCUUCAGAAACCAGUGGCUGCUUCUGGCAGAGCCUCCCAGGAGAGGAGGACUGAAGAGGGUUUGCAAAGACAUCACCAGAAAGAAGUUGCUUUGGAUAUAACUUCUCCUGAAGAGAAGCCUGAAAUGAAUUUUGAUAAAGCAAUUAAAGAUGAAUUAAAGGACCAUUUUAGACGUUUGAAGGAUGAAAUCAUGAAUCACUGGGUGGGACCAGAAGGCCGCCCAUUGCAUGAUGUCUUGCUAGAACAAGCCAAGGUUGUCUGGCAGUUCCGUGGAAAAGAAGAUUUGGAUAAGUGGAUAGUCACUUCUGAUAAGACAAUUGGAGGCAGAAGUGAAGUGUUCUUGAAAAUGGGCAAGAAUAAUCAAAGUGCACUGCUCUAUGGAACUCUGAGCUCUGAGCCUCCUCAGGAUGGGGAGAGUAGCCAAAGUGGGUACUGUGCAAUGAUAUCCAGGAUUCCAAGGGGUGCUUUUGAGAAGAAGAAGUCUUAUGAUUGGUCCCAGUUCAACACUCUGUAUCUCCGUAUCCGUGGGGAUGGCCGACCUUGGAUGGUGAAUAUCAAAGAGGACACAGACUUUAUCCAAAGGAAAAAUCAGAUGUACAGUUACUUCAUGUUCACCCGUGGAGGGCCCUACUGGCAGGAAGUCAAGAUUCCUUUUUCCAAAUUUUUCUUCUCAAAUCAAGGAAGAAUCCGGGAUGCCCAGUACCAGCUUUUGCUUGACAAGAUCUCUACUAUAGGAUUCACGUUGGCUGAUAAAGUGGAUGGUCCAUUCUUCCUGGAAAUAGAUUUUAUUGGUGUGUUUGCUGAUCCAGCCCACAGAGAAGAAUUUGCUUAUGAAAAUUCUCCAGAUCUUAACCCAAGACUUUUCAAAUAGAUAAGAACAUGUGGCAGUUUUGUAUGACUACACUAUGGAUAGUAGCAGUAACAGUGAUGCUGGGGAUCUGGGGGCUUCACACAUGCCAGGCAAGGACUCUACCACACAGCUACAUCACCAGGACAAAAUAAAGCAUUUGUCAAUAUCCAA
This is a messenger RNA of Marmota monax (woodchuck), 1347 nucleotides long. It is a transcript of the gene Ndufaf1, whose product is annotated as NADH:ubiquinone oxidoreductase complex assembly factor 1. The record is from RefSeq and is a predicted model, not a curated record. Lineage: Eukaryota; Metazoa; Chordata; Mammalia; Rodentia; Sciuridae. The coding region runs from base 211 to 1197 and encodes 328 amino acids. The transcript has 5 exons. Gene Ontology annotation, cellular component: mitochondrion. Gene Ontology annotation, biological process: mitochondrial respiratory chain complex I assembly; mitochondrial electron transport, NADH to ubiquinone.